Molecule: messenger RNA, 1017 nt
Organism: Paramecium octaurelia
Lineage: Eukaryota; Ciliophora; Oligohymenophorea; Peniculida; Parameciidae
Source: the annotation of a GenBank genome assembly
AUGAUAAAAUAAUAAAAUGAAACAGAGGUAACUUAAACUUAAUAAAUUAAGAUGCCAAAUAGAUAUGAAUUGAUUGAUCAAUUUAAAAUAAAAUUGCACUAGCGGUGUGGAGCAAUUGCAAUUAGCUCUGAUAAUAAUUUAGUGGUUAUUGGUUGUAAAAGUAAAUUAAGAAUCUAUUAAUUUUAAUAGUAGAUGCUGAAAUUAUUAUAAACCCUUUAUUCACAUACUCUAGAUGUAAAUACAUUAAACUUUUUUCAAAAUUUGAGCAAUAUGGUAUCUGGAAGUGAAGAUAAAUAGAUUAUUCUUUGGCCCUUGAUUAAUGGAAAUUCAAAUAAAUAUAUAAACAAAUAUAAAGGAAAAAAUAGUCAAAUCUUGUGUGUCGUUUUGAAUGAACGAGAAGAUCAACUCAUCUCUGGAAGUAAUAUUAUCUAAAUUUGGAAGCUUCAGAAUGGUUGGUCUUGCAUAUAGACCAUAUCUGAACAUAAAGAUUUUGUUUGGGCAUUAAGUAUAAAUGAAUAUGGCAAUUAACUUCUUUCAUCAGGGUAUGAUAAAUUAUUACUUAUAUUUAAAUUGAAAAAGGACUCUAGCCUAAAUAUUUAGUGGGUUUUGAUUUAGAAAAUGGAAGGUGAUGGUAUAAGGUUAUGCUGGAUAAACAACUCACUCUUUACUUUUUAACCAUAUUGCAAAGAAUAAUUGAUUUUAUUCUAGAAAUAUAAUACUUCUCAGCUUUUUAGAAAAAUAAAAAGCAUUUAAGUAAAAAAGGAUUCCACAUUAUGUUGUGGAUUUUUCUAAUAAAAAUACAUAAAAGAGAAAAAUAUACUAGUGAAUAAGAAUGGAAGAAUUGUGAAUAUUUUAUCAAAAUUGGAAAAUGAUGAUUUUAUUUUAAAAUAGUCAAUCUAAUUUAAUGAUUAUUAAAUCCAGGGGUGUUUAAGUAAUGAUGCAAAGUAUUUAAUAACUUGGGAUGGAGGUAAAAAUGGAUCAUUCGAAAUUUAAAUUAGAAGGUAUUAAGAACAAUGA